Messenger RNA from Triticum aestivum (bread wheat), 1152 nucleotides. RefSeq lists its product as uncharacterized. Lineage: Eukaryota; Viridiplantae; Streptophyta; Magnoliopsida; Poales; Poaceae. The record is from RefSeq and is a predicted model, not a curated record.
CCCUAGCCCCCACCCCCACUCGUGCCCCUCUCCUUCGCUCCUGUCCUUCUCACGCUCGGUCGCGGCCGUGGCUAGGGUUUCGGGCUGGGCAGGGCAGCGUCUUCGCCGCCGGCGCGGCUCCGGUGGACUCCGACGGCUCCUCUCCAUCUCCUCCCUCGCCCCCACGUGCGGUUCCGCUUCCCGCUGGCCACGAGGGGCAGCCGGGGCGCAUCGGGCUGGGCCUCCUCUGUUUCCGGUCUGUUAUGGACGAGGAACCAUUAGGAAGGAAAGGUGUGUAUCAACCAAGAAGCGGAGCUAGGUGUGCCUGGUCUGCGGCGACGACCUUUGGGCCAACAACACAUGGACAUUUCAGAGAUAAGCUAUUGCAUCAGGCUAAAAUAGCAGAGUUUGGUUUCAGUUUCCUCUCACAAGAUAUCAGAAUGGCAUUUGCAGAACUUUGCUUGGCGAACAUCCGGGACACUCGGGUACAUAAGAUCCAGGAGGAUUCUGUGCAGAGAGCACACAAGGAUCGAAGCAGCAAAACCAGGGCGAAACAGAGCAAACACAAAAGAAGAAACGUAUGCUACAUACAGUCGAUGUGAUCCUUCCAACACCGCCGUCGGGGGUCCUUCUGCCUCAGCCAGGACCUCUUCUGCCCUGCACCGCUGCUGUGAACCUAUCCAUGCGGACAGCCACCGCCAUGCUACAGCUGUCGCAACCUGCAGCAGGUUCAAAAUUCAACCUGUUUUGCUAUAAAUGGCCUCCUGCACCGUUGUAUACAAAGCUGAAGUGGGUACCACAGCCAUGAAAGAAACUCUACUUGCAAAGGUGGAUUGGAGAGGAAGUUAUCGAUGCUCAAGCCAUAUGGUGAAGUGGAGCAAGAAGAGUGAAUCAGGAAAACGGAGAACAUGUCUAUUUUGUAUAGCUUAUCCUUAGGUUGUAUUCGUUGGUUGUAGCGAAUUGACCGAUUUCUCUUACUGCUGUCAAUGCCGGCGAUGAAUCAUUGAGGAAUGUUGAACUGUGUAGAGUUGAAGUUAAGGUCUACCAUUAAUAUAGGAAGAAAGGUGUGUGUGUGUGUGUGUGUGUGUGUGUCAUUAAAUAGUUGUCUAAUGAACAAACGAGACUACCAAUGAUUUUUUAAAACAAUAUAUCACCAUUAAUUAGAAUCUCUCA